CGCGGGAACGCUUACGCAUAGUCUGGACGCGCCAGAAAUAGCAGAGUGGGGAGGGGAGUGACAGCGGGAACACAACACGUUCGAGCUAUGUGGACUCACACGUGUGUAUUUCUCCUGUACAUCAUCUGUAUAGUCGCGGAGGAUGACUUGCAAAUCGGCGUGGUGUGCACUGAACCGGAGCGUGGGGCGCGGCUGGCGGCGGCCGUUGAUGCGGCGCUCGGCUGCGAAGAGCCCUGCGCGGUACUGCUGCAGGCUGAACCGCUAGAGCCGCUCGCUCUGCCGCAAGCUGUCUGCGAUCAGGGUGGAGGACUAAGUGCGCUGGUGGGUGACGUGGCAGCACUUCCUGCCGCGGUGCGCGCAGGACUGCCUCUGCUGCUGCCGUCCUCCGCGCCCUCUAAUGACGCCGUCUUUGCCUUACAACUGCUGCCGGAUCCUGACCUUAUUGCUCAGGCGUGCGCAGAGGUGUGUCUGGCCAAGGGAUGGAGCAGCGCGGUACUAUUGCACGAAGGGGGUGCGGGGGGCGCAGCGCGGUUGGCCAGCGCCGGCGUAGACAUCAUACCUCACCAACUGCCGCCGCCCGAAGACGACGCUUUGCUUAGGAAUCUAUUGCUGGUAUUAAAGAAGUUUGGUGCUAUCAACUUCAUAAUCUGGUGCGAGGCGGAGUGCGCGGCGCGCGUGCUGGACGCGGCGCAGCGCGCGGGGCUGCUGGGAGCGCGCCACUCUUACUUGUUGCUCGCGUUAGACUUCCACACACUGGACCUCGCUAGCUACAGCCACAGUGGCGCCAACAUCACCAGUAUACACUUAUUCGAUCCGGAGUCUGAGCGCGUGACGGAGCUGAUGUCGCAGUGGCAACGAGCGUACUCGCGGCGGCUGCAGGAAGCCGCUGGUACCGAGCCGAGCGCGGCCGCCAGCGAGCUGGUGCUGGCACACGACGCCGCGCGGGCUGCCGCCGCCGCGCUGAAGUACUUGCAGCUUCCAGCCAUCGCAGGAGCCUCCUGCACCGGCUGCGCUGCCUUCCAUGCCGAUACCCUGCUUAAUUACAUACGAUCGGAGGAGUGGGGAGGUGUGGGGGGUGCGCUGCGGUGGGGUCUGGGGGGUGCGCGGCGUGCGGCGGCGCUGUCCGUGCACGAGCUGCAGCGCGGCGGGCGCCCGCAGGCUGUGGCGCGCUGGGCUCCCCGCACCGGCCUCGCCUGGCAGCGCCGCACCGCGCCCGCACCCGACCUCCCCUCUGACAUCAUGACCAACCGCACAUUCAACAUACUCAUCGCACUGAAUGAUCCGUACGUAAUGAUCCAGCAGUCGACAGAGCGGCUCUCCGGCAACAACCGGUACGAAGGCUACUGUAUCGAGCUGAUAGAGAAACUGGCCAAGAUCUUGAACUUCAAUUACACAUUCAUAGAGCAGGAGAACGGUGUGUACGGCAGCUACACUCCCGGGCGCGGCUGGAACGGCAUGAUGCGGCGCCUCAUGGACGACCCUGACAUCCAUUUUGCGAUCACGGACCUGACGAUCACAGCGGACAGGGAGCGCGCCGUGGACUUCACCACACCCUUCAUGAACCUCGGCAUCAGCAUCUUGUUCCGCAAACCCAAGCCACCCGGACCCGCCUUCUUCGCCUUCCUUCUGCCCUUCUCCAGCGGGGUAUGGGUAUGCUUAGGGUUCGCAUACCUGGGCACCUCUCUCGUGCUGUACGUGGUGGGGCGGCUUUGCCCCGAGGAGUGGCAGAACCCCUACCCCUGCAUCGAGGACCCCCCCGCCCUCGAGAACCAGUUCACGCUCGCCAACGCGCUCUGGUUUAAUCUCGGAGCUGUUUUACUUCAGGGUUCCGAAAUCGCACCCGUUGCGUACGGUACGCGUGCGGUGGCGAGCGCUUGGUGGUUGUUCGCGUUGGUGAUCACCAGCUCGUACACCGCCAACCUGGCCACUCUGCUGGCCAAGAAGACGCCCACCGACCUCAUACACAACGUGCAGGAACUCGCAGACAAUCCAUACGGCAUUAAAUUCGGUGCUAAAGCUGGCGGAUCCACAUACACCUUCUUUGAGAUCUCACAGAACGCUCUCUACCAGCGGAUGUACCAAAAGAUGAAGGACGAGAAGCAACCAGAGUCAAAUGUCGCCGGCAUAGAGAAAGUGAGGAACGAGAAUUACGCUUUCUUCAUGGAGUCAACGUCCAUAGAGUACAAUAUAGAGCGACAGUGUGACAUCACUAUGGUUGGUGAACCUCUCGACAGUAAGGGAUAUGGCAUCGCUAUGAAGAAAAACUCCGAGUAUCGUCAGGCGAUGAACCUGGCGCUACUGAACCUGCAGGAGGCGGGGGAGCUGCGUGAGAUGAAGCAGCGCUGGUGGCAGGAGAUGCACGGCGGCGGCGCCUGCAAGGAAGAAGAGGAGCACGGUGGUGAAGAACUGGAUAUGAACAGUUUCCUCGGUCUAUUUGUGGUACUUGUGGUGGGAUGUGCCCUGGGCGUGGUUGUCUCCUUCUGUGACCUGGCGUGGUCGGCGGCCAGACAUCCCAGGGACCCGACAGAAUCCUACAGACGUCGUCUGUGGACUGAAAUCCGUUUCGUGUUCAGUCUGGAACGUUCCGAGAAGCCGCUGUACGGUCCGCUGUUACCGCCCACACCGGAGUCUCCUGCUCGGUCAGGGUCGGGAGGUCUCGCUGAACUGGUCGACUCUGCUUCCCGGGACGGAUCUCGUGAGGGGUCGGCGAUGUCCGGGGGUUCGCUGGCCGAGGAGAUCGGCUCUCGUGAACAAUCUCCGAGGCUAAGACCCCGCACCAGUGCGAGACGGUCUUCGAUGCAUGCGGCCAGUUUGCGUCUGGCUAGACAUACUACACCCAGACCUUAGACAUUAGCAGUUAGACAUUUUAAAACUAUAUCAGUUAUUUAAAAAAAAACUCAUCAUUAUGUAACAGCAAGUUUUACAAUCUA
This is a messenger RNA of Papilio machaon (common yellow swallowtail), 2930 nucleotides long. Its product is annotated as glutamate receptor ionotropic, kainate 2. The record is from RefSeq and is a predicted model, not a curated record. The coding region runs from base 88 to 2847 and encodes 919 amino acids. Gene Ontology annotation, molecular function: transmitter-gated monoatomic ion channel activity involved in regulation of postsynaptic membrane potential; glutamate-gated receptor activity. Gene Ontology annotation, cellular component: postsynaptic membrane; plasma membrane. Lineage: Eukaryota; Metazoa; Arthropoda; Insecta; Lepidoptera; Papilionidae. The transcript is spliced from 17 exons. Gene Ontology annotation, biological process: synaptic transmission, glutamatergic; modulation of chemical synaptic transmission; monoatomic ion transport.